UUUAAGAAAGUGGGACGUAAAUAUGAAGAAAGCCCCUAUUUGGAAUCUCUCAUAGAAAAUGAUGACCACCUUCAAAGUAUGAUCCAGGACGUCAAGGAAUCUCUCCAUUUUGCCUUUGAUGCAGCAAAAGUGUACUCGCACACAUUUGAGCGUUUUCGGCUGUUCUAUAAAGAGAAUGAGAGUCUGGAUCUGGAAUCAAUGCGCCAACAGGAUCAUGGUUUAUCCUUUUUUGAAAAAGCACGGGAUUCCUACCAUAGGGAGCAUAAGGAAGCCUUAGCCAUCCAACAGAAGAGACAUCUGGGCUUACUGCUUGUGGAUAACACGGAGCUCAAAGAGAAGCUUGUGUCUUCCCCGCUCCGCUGUCUGGAGGUCAUCAGUGAGAUGUUUACCAAGCUCGCGAAGAAGAAGGCAGAGACUGCCUUUGCUGAGGCUCGUGAAGCUGAGUUUAAACUAGAGUGCAGUCCCUCCACCACAGCUGAGUUAGACAACUACCUCACAUUUCUGGAUGAGAUAAAGGAGAGGAUUACGGUGCUUGAGGGGGAGCAGGAGACAAUACGUCAGAUGAUUGACAGGUACUCGGUUCCUUUUCCAGUUGAGGAUCUGAUUAUUUUCGGCACCUUGAAAAUCACCCUUAGCUCAUUGCACAGCCUCAUUGAUGAGGCAGUGGAAGAGAGGCAGUCCACCAUCGACAAGCUGUGCAGCUCACUGCAAAAGAAUGCAAUAAAAUGACUUUAGAAAUAAACAACACCUGCUACAAUGGCAAAUUCUUCAAAGACAGAGUUAGGGACCACAGCACACUGGUUCCCACUUGUCUGCAUGUUUUAGGCAAUUCUGCUUGUUUUCAGAGUUUGUGACAAUAUCUUAUUUUUUUGAAUUUGACAAAAAUUGAGGUUUUGGUAUGUGGCCAAAACUAGAAAUUUCUUACGCAGUUUGCAGCACCAAUAGUUUUUGUUUUUCUCUUUCUUUCUUCUCUCUACUGACAGCAUUUCAAAUUUCAAAACAGAGCUACUUGUUAGAAGAGCGAGAGACAAAUACGUCUUUGAUCGCGUUUUAUUUGAUCCAUGAACUACACAUAGGCUCAAAUUUAAUUGUCAGAUAGCAAUACAGCUAGUGGGACAAAUAAGUUUAUGUAAUAAAAACA
This is a messenger RNA of Etheostoma spectabile (orangethroat darter), 1141 nucleotides long. RefSeq names its product dynein heavy chain 6, axonemal. NCBI's taxonomy places the organism in Eukaryota, Metazoa, Chordata, Actinopteri, Perciformes, Percidae. The coding region runs from base 79 to 729 and encodes 216 amino acids. The record is from RefSeq and is a predicted model, not a curated record. Gene Ontology annotation, molecular function: dynein intermediate chain binding; dynein light intermediate chain binding. Gene Ontology annotation, biological process: microtubule-based movement. Gene Ontology annotation, cellular component: dynein complex. The transcript has 5 exons.